Messenger RNA from Aspergillus melleus, 1085 nucleotides. RefSeq lists its product as uncharacterized. The record is from RefSeq and is a predicted model, not a curated record. The coding region runs from base 242 to 724 and encodes 160 amino acids. The transcript has a single exon. NCBI's taxonomy places the organism in Eukaryota, Fungi, Ascomycota, Eurotiomycetes, Eurotiales, Aspergillaceae.
AGACAUUCUUGACAUCUGCCAUGCCUAACAUUAUGCAAUUUAGGAAGUUUUGUUCCUAGUUACACACUUGAAUGCUCAAAGAAUGGCCAAUCAAACAUGCAUGCAGCGCUCUAAGCGCUUGGCCCAGAAACCUAAGGUAUGACUGUAGUUGAUUGACACAUCACACUUCACGACGGACUCCAUGGACAAUUCUCCAUAUUUGACAACCUGAAGGCAUUUUUGAACCUCUCACUCGAUCAAAAUGCCCGAGUAUUACCAAGUCUUCCUCGUCAAGUUCCACCUCGGCAUUCAGGACCCAGACAUCCCCGGCGAGCGACAGCAUACGACCAUCUUUGUCCAGACCGGAGAAGAUGGCAGCGGCACCAUUCACCAAGUGACCGGCGACAUCACUGCCUCGGAUGGGAUGUAUUACUUCCCAGCAGCUACUGACGAUCCGACCUCCACGGAGGACUUUCAUUCGAGUCAAAAGAUAGGCGUCACACCGACCGCUAGCCACCCUGAUCAAUGGAAUCAAGUGCUCGGAAGUCUGCCCCCUCCGCCUCAGCAGAAGGCAUUCAACUUAAGAACCAUGAGAACGGAGCCGUUCAAAAUGAAAGAUCCGUUGACUUUCUAUGGCCCUGGAGAACCUAGGAAGCCUUUGGUGAAGUGCACCGAGUGGACGAUAGAGAGUGCCAUCCCGACUCUCGUGUCAGAGGGGCUUCUCAUCCGACAGGAGGGCAGUUGAGCAUAGCUGAAGACUUUUGGGGCUGCGUGUCUUCUGCUCUGGAGGAUAGCAGAAGUGUUCCCACGUGUGGACCUUUCUGAUUUGGUGAAUCCAUCACUCUGGCCAGGUGGAUAACAUGAUGGUAUCUUGGAAUUCAUGCCUUUCUCAUCACCUAUGACACACUGAUCAAUUACGUAUCUAGCCAUAGACCAAUUCUUCCAAUACUUCUUAUUCUUGAGCACCAGCAUCUAAUAGUGGUCUUUAUCGUGCACAAGCGCUUCUGAGCAGCACAAUGGCAUAAUCAAUGGGUGACCUUAUACUCCAGCAUUUGGCUCGGUCGCUAUAAGAUAUAGUUCAUGCUUCAUUUUUACAAAGACCUAGC